GUUUUUUUAUGUUUUUACAAUCCAAAUCUACAGCGACAUAUACGUUCGAGCUGCGUAUACCAAUCGCCAGAAUCGGAAGCUACUUACUUAACGAUGAACUUUUAAGUAAUUCGUCAAAUCAAAAUCAAUAUAUAAGAUCAAUAAUCCUUGAUGCUAUCGAUCGUAUGGUUAUGCAAUCCGAUUUUCGUGAUGUAUACUAUGGAGUCCAGUCAAGGGAAUUCAACUCUCGAAAGGAUGUAACUGUAUUGGGAAACGUCUUGCUACAGUUGUCAGAAAAUAGUGAUGUGAAACGCUUAGAAACUGUUUUUAAGAAAUAUCUUCGACAGAGUAACUAUAGUGUUGGAGGAACCGAAUUAUAUACAUCGAAGGAGGAUAUAAAUUCGUUGACAGUGAAAGAUUUUGAUGAAUGUGCCCACGAUGACUUCAACGAUUGUUUCAUCCACGCCCACUGUUUCAAUUUGGUAGGGAGUUAUACCUGCAGCUGCCCAGAUGGCUAUGUGGACACAUCCGAUAAUCCCAUUUAUCCUGGUCGCCAUUGUUCAGAUGGGGUAAUUGGAUGCAUUAAGUGCCACUACCAUGGCCAUUGUGUGACAUCGCAUACAAUCUUGAAUGGAACCUCAGUAUGUGAAUGCUUUGCUUGGUAUGCGGGAGCAACCUGUCAAUUGAAUUUGAAGAUAUUGUUGAUUAGUCUGAUUGCAAUUAGCACAGUUUUUAUCUUGUUGUUGGUCUGUAUGCUACUAGUAUAUACGAAGCGCAAAACGCACAGAGCAAGGCCUAUAUUUAUCAAGGCAUCCAAUUAUCAUCCAAGUAUGUUAACUUUAUCUAGCAACAAGUCGGGAGUGUCAUCUGCAGCUCUUAUACCCAAGUCCAGCACAGACAAGUGUAACAUUUUAAAUGAUUCAAAUAGUGAAUCGAGUCACAAUACUGAACAAUAUUCAACAUUCAAGGAGUCAGCUAAUGCAUUCGAACCAGUACAAUCGGAUCGAUCACUUACUGUAAUGAUUCCACGAGCCAAAUACUACCAUCCAUCAGUCUUGCCACAUACACAAAAAUUAAAGCAACAAGAACUUACGUUAAACGAAAUUGAUGAAAAAGGUAAAAUUAAAGCUGGUAAACACACACCUACAAAGCCCUCUAGUAAAGAAUGUGGCUCAUUAGUCUCUGCCGGCUUUGAGGUCUCUGCAAUUGUCAGUGACCAACCAGUUCAAUUAAAUAGCAAAACAGUCGACUGGAAGGAAAAUACUACUGAUUGUGCAUCAUCUCACGGAGAACCAAUAACUAGAGAAAACUUAAACGCCCUUUCAAAUUCAAACGAGGACUUUCAUAGAAUGAGCUCUUGGAUGAAAAAUAUUCCUAACACUGAAAUAUCGGCUGAUAUACGCUCAUUCGAUGAAACAACAGUUCAGGUUACUAAAUCACGACAUCUAUGUUUUAAAAAGCAGAUGCCUAUUAAUACAAUCGAGGAGGCAAAUACAAUGGCUGAGCGAGAUCUGGGCUCCACAUUUUUAUUGCCACAUACACAUCUUUACAAGCCAGAGAAGCUCGAGAGUGACCUGUCCGGCUUUGAUUCUUUAUAAAAUGCAUAUGAUCAAUCGAACGUUAAUCUAAUAUUAUUACUAAGCAA
Messenger RNA from Drosophila hydei, 1624 nucleotides. RefSeq lists its product as uncharacterized. Gene Ontology annotation, molecular function: calcium ion binding. The coding region runs from base 9 to 1577 and encodes 522 amino acids. The record is from RefSeq and is a predicted model, not a curated record. The transcript has 8 exons. NCBI's taxonomy places the organism in Eukaryota, Metazoa, Arthropoda, Insecta, Diptera, Drosophilidae.